Symbiodinium natans is the source of this 2850-nucleotide messenger RNA. Lineage: Eukaryota; Dinophyceae; Suessiales; Symbiodiniaceae. The record is from the annotation of a GenBank genome assembly.
AUGGCGACACAAGUCGCACACCCUCUUGUGCAAGACCGUGUGGUCAAUGUUGCCCAGAGCGACUUGGUCCUGGAGCAAUGCACUCUGGACAAGGAGGCCAGCGACUCUCACGAGAGCUUGCUCGAAGCGAGCGGCUGGACGAUGAAGUUGCGGGACUUCGUGCAGCUGAGCUUCGGCCCAGGUCUCAAUUCAUUCCGCUCCAUGGUCUCUUCAUCUCGGCGCAUAAAUAUGCAGCCAGAUGUGGACAAUGUGGACCAAAGUCGCUUCCACACCCCAGAGCAGGACCCCCCUUGCAGCCCCUGCGUGGUCAGAAGAGCCCUUCGCUUUGGGGAUCCGAGUUUCAUCUCGCCUCCUUCUUCAUACUCACUUUCAGUGAGCUCACCAACCUCCCCGACAUCACCAGCAUCUACGCAGUCGUGCUCGCCACGGGCAACGAGUGCUCCUCCGGCGCGUAUGCCGGAACAAGCUGAAGAAGAUGAAGAUGAGGAUGAUGAAAGCGACAUGAGAUUUGUUCAGGCAGUCACCGAUCGCCGACACAGAAUAAAGCUGCGCUACAGUGUGGCUUGCGCGCGCAGUGUUGAUACUUUGCCAUCCCUGGAAGUCAUCAGGCCGCAGAAGUCCAGCUUGUGGCUCCGGAGGAGGCGAACAGUCAGUUCGGGAUCGGCGCACAGCGACAACGAAGACGUACCGGAGAAGCAAAUGGCUCUGGACAGGCCGCGGGCGUGUGAAUGCCUUUUCGAGAUGAUCUCGAAGCAGAAGCAGGAUGUUGAGAAAGCAAGCACGCCUUUGCAGACUGCGGUUUUGGCCAGCUACCUGGAGAUAUAUCAGGAGAAGAUGUAUGAUCUCCUGGUCAACACGAGGACAGAUCUGCAAGUCAGGCUACAUCCGGCGUUGGGCCCCCACGUUCCAGGCCUCAUCCAAAGCCCUGUUUCCACCAGCAAGGAGGUGCGGGAACUGCUGGAUUUUGGGGCAAAGAAUCGGGCUGUGGGUGCCACCAGCAUGAACGCAAACUCGUCCCGGUCACAUGCCGUGUUCACCUUGGACAUUCGUUUGAGCUACUCAGGGCCCCAAGCCCGAGAUCUCCAGUCGAGAAUCCACUUCGUGGACCUGGCUGGAAGUGAGAAGCAGAAGAAGACUCACGCGUCGGGGGAGCGACUCCAGGAAGGCAUUGCCAUCAACCAGUCGCUGUCCGCCCUCAGCCGGGUGAUUCAGGCGCUUGCGGGAACGGCGGGCAGUGGCGUACUGCCCGUCUUUCGUGAGUCAAAGCUUACGCUCUUGCUGAAGGCCAGGGUGAUCAGAGUGAUCAGAGGCGAUGGCGUCAUGCUCAAGUUUCAGGGUCGCUCUGCUUUUGCGCGACAGGACGCACUGAGUGGCAACAGCCGCACAGUCCUGCUGGCUUGCGUCAGCCCUGCGCGCGCGAAUUUCGAAGAGUCCAUCAGCACCCUCGAGUUUGCUGCCCGUUGCAAGUUGAUCAAGACGAACGCCAAGAAGAAUGAGCAGGACAAGCGUGAGUUGAUUGAGACGCUCUCCAAGGAAAAGCAAGAAGUUCAGGACAGGUUGGAGGCGGAGCGACAGCAGAAGCUCCUGCUUCAGCAAGAGCUGGAGAGGGAAGUGGAGGAAUCCAAACGAAACCAGGACCUGGCCCAGAAGAUGCAGGAGGAGAAGCAGCGCAUUGAAGAGCAGCUCAGGAGCUUGCAGAUUGCGGAGCAGCAGCUUCAGCUGGUGAGAAAGGAGCAAGAUGACAAGGAGAAGGCAGAGAGCUCUGAGUGGGAUCGCCUGCAGCGGCUGAAUGAGGAGAAGGAGGCACAGCUCCAGGAGCGAUUGCAGCAGAUCGAUGCCAGCCAUGCUGAGUCUGCGGAGAUGGAGCGUCAGCUGCGCGAACUCCGGGAGCUACAGGAGUCUGGGGCCGAGUUGGAGGCGAAUGAAAGUCGGCCCACCAGACAGAUCAGUACAUGUGCAACCAGGCGAGAAAACGCCGCCAGAGCUGAAGAACUGCGGAACAUGCAGGCUGAAGAGCUCUCACAAGCUGAGCGGGAACGUCAGGAGGUCGUGUCCGAGCUUCAGGAGGACGAGCGGCGCCGCAUCGAGGAUGCUCGGACUGCGGAGGUCGAGCUUCGCCAGCGCAUCGAAGAGGAGAUGCCGAAGCCUCAGCGCUGCUCUGAAGACUUGAAGCGAGAGCUUCAAGGCCUUCAGAGCCUCAGCGACAGCCGCUGGGCUUUGAAGAACGCUGACAUCGAGAAAACAGCUCAGGCAACCUCGGGAGAGCACAAAAUGUUCCGUGAGCGUCUUCUCAAAGAGCCGGCGCCUGAGUUCCCUCUGGUCUUCUGGCUCGGCAUCUCUGGAAUGGAGCAUGACAUGGAGGCACAUCGGGAGACGGUGGUGUUGGUGCGGAGCGAUGCCCAUAAAGUUCCACGCCUCGUGAACAUGAACCCUGACCCUUCCUUGGAGGUUUGUCUUACCGGCCUGGACGUUGCCGACCAGGUGGUCCCAUCACCAGACGGGCUCGUUCGCGUCAAUGGCGUCCAAGUGGUCCUGAGGCAGUUUCUAGAGCCCCAGAUAGACGGUCUCCUGCAAGGCCGUGCUCACAUCUUCCGCGUGGUGAUCCCUGCAAACAGCUCUGCAGAGUACGCCAUGUUAUCGACAGCUGAAGAGGAAGACUUCGAGACGGCAAUGAAGGAGCUACAGGCCAAUAGCCAGGUCGACCCGCGAUGGAGGCGCGGGGUGGACGAUGCCGUCAUGAUCGUCAAGAGGGACUACGGCACAAGGGAGGCCAAUCAGCUGCUGGAUGCGGCGAAGAAGGCAUCCGAAGCUUGGGGCCCCAGAGAUGUGUACAGGACAAGCGCAUGGUAG